AUGUCCCAGUCUGGUUCAGGCGGGACGUCUUCUUCGCCAUCAUCUCAGGCUUCAACAUAUGAAAUUGUGAAAUUUCCCUGGCGGCGAGAGUCGGCUCAGGACAUUGUCAUACCAGGCGUCAGUAAAGAUGCUAAGUCUGGAGAGUUUAUACUGCAGAACUUGUUCCUGGAAUUUUGUCGGGUCACAGAACGGAGGAUCGAAAUUGUUUUGGCCGAACCAUUGGAGCGACCAUUGUCAAAAUCAUUGCAAAGAGGAGAGGAUGCUCAGUUUGAUCAGAUAUUGAACGCCCUUGGAAAUGUUGCUGAGCACUGUCUGCCUUCUAUCCUGAAAACCAUUAUUGCCUGGUACAAUCGGCAGAUGAGAGAUGACAGCCCAUUGCUCGAUUCACGCCAGAGACACAGAAGCAAAGGGAGUAAGGAUUACAUCUGUGAAAGGAGAGAUUUGGCGCUCGAGUUCAUUUACUGCCUUGUUCUCAUUGAAGUGUUGUCAAAGCUUUCUUAUCACCCUGGCCAUGAGGAUUUGGUUGGGUACAUUAUCGACCAGUGCUUCAAGCAUUUCAAAUAUAGAGAUGGUUUGCAGUCAAACCCAAAUGCUACCAAUGUCAACAUUAUCUCAGACCUGUACGCCGAGGUUCUGGGUGUUUUGGCAAAUUCCAGAUUUCUGGCUGUACGCAAGAAGUUUAUGAGCGAGCUGAAGGAGCUGAAGCUGCGGGAUCAGACUCCUUACACGGCACAGAGUAUCAUCAGUUUGCUUAUGGGCCUGAAAUUUUUUAGGGUCAAGAUGCACCCCAUUGAGGAGUUUGAGCUGUGUGUGCAGCUGCUUCUGGAGCUUGGACAUUAUUUCCUAGAGGUGAAAGACAGGGAUAUCAAGCAUGCUUUGGCUGGACUGCUUGUAGAGAUUCUGCUGCCGGUGGCUGCUACUGCAAAGAAUGAAGUGAACAUUCCUGUCUUGAAAAAACUGGCAGAAGAUUUGUAUUCUGUGACCGUGGACAUGGCGACCAAGAGAAAGCACACUCUG
Messenger RNA from Candidula unifasciata, 1017 nucleotides. The record is from the annotation of a GenBank genome assembly. NCBI's taxonomy places the organism in Eukaryota, Metazoa, Mollusca, Gastropoda, Stylommatophora, Geomitridae.